Molecule: messenger RNA, 1101 nt
Organism: Penicillium paradoxum
Lineage: Eukaryota; Fungi; Ascomycota; Eurotiomycetes; Eurotiales; Aspergillaceae
Exons: 6
Coding region: 1-1101 (366 amino acids)
Biological process (GO): mitotic cell cycle
Cellular component (GO): mitotic spindle; DASH complex
Source: RefSeq, a predicted model, not a curated record
AUGACUUUCCGCACCACCGCAGAAGAAAUGGAAAGGCUUCAAUUAUCCGAUGAUGAUACAGACGACCUCUGGAACUCUCCAUCCAACAAAGUGGCCCACAAAACUUUCAAAUCAAGGAUCUCCGACGAGAAGAUCACCCCAGAGCCUCGAGCUUCCCACGAAGGCGAUGAUCCACUCUUUGAUGCCCAAGAAGCCCGCGAGGCCGCCCUCCGGACAGAACUACAAGGUGUGCGGAGUAUCAAUGAGGUGAUUGAAGGACUUCUGAGUAGCUUGGACUCUGCCAAAGGAAACAUGGAGACCGUUUCACGAACUGUCACCUCGGCGUCGACCCUCCUCAAUACGUGGACUCGCAUUCUGUCACAAACCGAGCAUAAUCAGCGAUUGAUCCUCAAUCCCAAUUGGCAAGGCGCUACCCAGGAUGUGAUUGAUAUCGAGAACGAAGCGAUCCAAAGACAGCAAGCAGCCGAAAGACGUGAACAGGCCCUUCAGCAACAAAGAGAAGCGGCAGCUCGAAAAGCCGAGGAAGUCGAACGGCGACGUGCGCAGGUCACCCGAGGCACCCGAGGCACCCGCGGAACCACUCGAGACCAAUCGCCGGAGCUUGAACGUGCUCUAUCACCUCCUCACCCAGAUGCUCAUCGAGUAUCCCCAAACCUUCGAUCACCGCGUGGCUCAGCCGACCUACCAUCCCCCAGGCACUUUGGUGGGGGGCAUGGCAACACAGGCUAUGGACGAGACAUCGAGAGUGGCCAUGUAAGCCUGGGGGCCUUUGAGACAAGUCUCCCUAUUCGUAUGGAUGUGGAGGCAGCGCUAGCAUAUCUACUUCUGCCUCCGGCCGGGGGUGUAUUCCUGCUACUCACUGAGCACAAGAGCGAUUAUGUGCGAUUCCAUGCUUGGCAGUCUAGUAUGCUGUUUGCUACCAUGUUUAUCAUCCACCUCCUCUUCUGCUGGUCGAGCUUCCUCUCCUGGACAUUAUUUAUUAUCGAUCUGGCUCUAAUCGGCUUCCUCAGCAUGCAUGCCUAUCAAGAUGUUGAUACUUUGGACCACUUUGAAGUCCCGCUCUUUGGCCAUCUGGCUAACUCCUUUGUUGAUGAUGAAUGA